Condylura cristata (star-nosed mole) is the source of this 3221-nucleotide messenger RNA. RefSeq names its product ATP-binding cassette, sub-family B (MDR/TAP), member 10 (gene ABCB10). Lineage: Eukaryota; Metazoa; Chordata; Mammalia; Eulipotyphla; Talpidae. Gene Ontology annotation, molecular function: ATP binding; ABC-type oligopeptide transporter activity; ATP hydrolysis activity. The annotation marks the transcript as partial. The transcript is spliced from 13 exons. Gene Ontology annotation, biological process: transmembrane transport. Gene Ontology annotation, cellular component: membrane. The record is from RefSeq and is a predicted model, not a curated record.
CCGGGCGGCCCUGCCGUCUCUGCUUCGGCGGGGGACGAGGCCUGGCGGCGAGGGCCGGCGUUGCCUGCGGCGGCAACCGCCUCCAAAGACAACUCUGGGCUUCCCCCGGCGGCGGCCCGGAGCUCGGAAACCCAGAAGCUCCUGCAGCUGGCGUACCCGGAGCGCUGGAGGCUGGCAGCUGCCGUGGGGUUCCUGGCUGUGUCCAGUGUCAUCACCAUGUCGGCUCCCUUCUUCCUGGGCAAGAUAAUCGAUGUCAUUUAUACCAACCCCACCGGGGACUACAGCAGCGGUCUGACUCGCCUCUGCCUGGUGCUCAGCGGUGUGUUCCUGUGCGGUGCUGCUGCCAACGCGGUCCGAGUCUACCUCAUGCAGACGUCGGGUCAGCGCAUCGUGAAUAGGUUGAGAGCUUCAUUAUUCUCCUCUGUUCUGAGGCAGGAGGUUGCUUUCUUUGAUAAGACCCGCACAGGAGAACUGAUUAACCGCCUGUCAUCAGACACCGCACUCCUGGGGCGCUCAGUGACUGAAAACCUGUCUGACGGGCUCAGGGCAGUGGCCCAGGCUUCCGUCGGCAUCAGCAUGAUGUUUUUUAUCUCACCUACUCUGGCCACAUUUGUUUUGAGUGUGGUGCCUCCAAUAUCCAUCCUUGCUGUGAUUUAUGGACGGUAUCUACGGAAGCUGACCAAAGACAAACAGGAUUCCCUGGCACAAGCCACUCAGCUAGCUGAGGAACGUAUUGGAAAUAUAAGAACUGUUCGAGCUUUUGGACAGGAAAUGACUGAAAUGGACAAAUACAACAGCAAAGUGGACCAUGUGAUGCAGCUGGCAAGGAAGGAGGCAUUUGCCCGGGCUGGCUUCUUUGGGGCAACUGGGCUGUCCGGGAACCUGAUUGUGCUUUCUGUCCUAUACAAAGGAGGGUUGCUGAUGGGCAGUGCCCACAUGACCGUGGGUGAACUCUCUUCCUUCCUGAUGUAUGCUUUCUGGGUUGGAGUAAGCAUUGGAGGUCUGAGCUCCUUCUACUCAGAGUUGAUGAAAGGACUGGGUGCCGGGGGACGCCUCUGGGAGCUUAUUGAGCGAGAGCCUGAGCUUCCUUUUAAUGAGGGGGUCAUCUUAAGCGAGAAAAGCUUCCAUGGUGCUUUGGAGUUUAAGAACGUGCAUUUCACCUACCCAGCUCGCCCAGAGGUGCCCAUAUUCCAGAACUUCAGCCUUUCUAUCCCAUCAGGGUCAGUCACAGCACUGGUUGGCCCCAGUGGUUCUGGCAAAUCAACAGUGGUUUCCCUCCUCCUGAGAUUGUAUGACCCAGUUUCUGGAACGAUCAGUCUGGAUGGCCAUGAUAUCCGCCAGCUAAAUCCUGUCUGGCUGAGAUCCAAGAUGGGGACAGUGAGUCAGGAACCAAUUUUGUUUUCGUGCUCAAUCGCUGAGAACAUUGCUUAUGGGGCAGAUGACCCUUCUUUGGUGACUGCUGAGCAGAUAGAAAGAGUGGCUGAUGUAGCCAACGCAGCUGCUUUUGUCCGAAAUUUCCCUCAAGGAUUCAACACUGUGGUUGGAGAAAAGGGCGUUCUCCUGUCAGGUGGCCAGAAACAGCGAAUUGCAAUUGCCCGUGCUCUGCUUAAGAAUCCCAAAAUCCUUCUCCUAGAUGAAGCAACCAGUGCAUUGGAUGCUGAAAAUGAGUACCUUGUACAAGAAGCUCUAGAUCGACUGAUGGAAGGAAGAACAGUGUUAGUUAUUGCCCAUCGCCUGUCCACCAUCAAGAAUGCUAAUGUGGUAGCUGUUCUUGACCAAGGAAAAAUCACUGAGUAUGGGAAGCAUGAAGAACUACUUUCAAAACCAGAUGGGAUAUACAAAAAAUUAAUGGACAAACAAAGUUUUAUUUCAACAUAAAGGAACAGUUGCUGGUAAAUUGAAUGAGACCUUACUGCAAAAGAGUAUUACAGAAAAAAAAGAUUAUAUGAAGUCUUUAAAUCACACUUCAAGUUGUUUGAAAUAUGCCUAUUUUUUCAAAGUUCGUAAAAUAAUCGUUUUGAGAUACUUUCCUCAAAACUUUUUUAUUAAGCAUUUUAAUAAUCAUAACUUUUUUAAUGUCUAUACCACUGAAGUUAUUUUUAGGUUUUAUACUUUCUUUUUACUUGGAAUAUUUUAAUUAAUGUAGGGAUAGCAUGUCACUUUCUUUCUCCUGCUGUUAUAGACCGAAGUUAUUGUCCAAAUGACAACUUUUAAAAGGGAAUUAUAAAUAAAAUGCCUAAUUGUUUUAGGCCAGUUUACCAAUCCCUGUGUAAUUCUCUUGGUGUACUCUACCUACUUUGUUUUACUAGGUAUGCGAUAGAAGACACAAAUAUAGCCAUUUUAUCCUGAUAAUCUUGUAUCAUGAAUGUGACUGAGACAUACAUUGAAUAGUUAACGUCACAGGUGGGAAGAGACACUUUAUAUCCCCCAUCUCCUGUGUCUUCACAGGUGUGAGAGUUUCAGUGUGUUUUUCUGGGAUGAGACUGUUUGGAUGUAUGUAGUUUUCAAUAUUUUGGGCGUAUGUGAGUCUGAUGAGUUUUCAAAAGUAAAGAAUGCCUUUGAAUAGAAAAGUUCUAUUUUCAUCAUUCACUUAUUGGUUUCUAUUAGUAUUUUGGGAAGUAUGAACUGCCAGAUGUUAUCAAGAAAAAUGUGAAACUGUAUUUAACAUAUAUGUUGUCUGAAGGCAUGUAUUUUGAAAAUUACAUCACAAAAUGUAUAAUUUCCAGUCAAAUUUUACAACUUUUUAUGAGAUAUUUAAAUAGUUUUGGAAUUUCAUUCAGUGAAGCUAAAAUCUGAAUCAGUAAUUGUCAGCCUUAAAACAUUUGAAGAUAAUUUGAAAGUUCUUGCUAGUCCAUAAAAUGUCAAUAAAUUUUAAGAACUUUUUAAUCUUCUGAGAAGUAGAAUGGUUUCUAAGGCUAUAGUUUUCUUUCUUUUCACCUAAAUGUCUCAAAAUUCCUAAAGCAAUGCUGACAACCAUUGGAUUUGACAUGUUCCAUAUCAGUGCUGUUAAUUUGCUGUUGCCUCAAGAAAAGGUGCUUUUUAUAUACAGUAGUGAUAUCCGGACUUAAGUAGUAAUUAUGUUGACACAAUUAAAACUUUAUUUUCUUCAUGUAUUCAUUAAUUUCUUGUUUAUGCUGGAAGAAGAAACCACUAUUUUAUGAUAAAUGUGAAGUGUUAUAUUUCAAUAUAUAAGGGAAUUUAUUAAUGAAUAAAAUUCAGUG